CCACAGCCUUUUCCGAGCGCAGAAACACACGAGAGACAACGCAGAGAGGAACACGACUUAAUCGGAUCACUGAACAGCUCCAACACACUUGGAUUUAUUAUAACUAUGACUCUGGAAGAAAUCCGCGAACAAGAGAACACAAUGGAAAACGCUGAUAGGGUGCAAAGUGCAGGCGCAGCCCUGGAGGAGCUGCUGAUCGCCGCUAAGAAGCAGGACUACCUCACAGUGGGAGUCUACGAGUCCGCCAAAGUCAUGAAUGUCGACCCAGACAGCGUGGCGUUCUGCGUCCUCGCCACGGACGAGGAGUACGAGUGCGACAUCGCUCUCCAGAUUCACUUCACCCUCAUCCAGGCGUUUUGCUUCGACAACGACAUAAACGUGGUGCGGGUCAACGACAUCGAUCGUCUGGCCAGCCUGGUGGGCGCAGACGACAGCGGCGACUCCAAGGACGCGCACUGCAUUCUCGUUACGAGCCCCAGUGCGAACCCAUGGAAAGACCCUGCUCUGGACAAGCUGAGCCUGUUCUGCGAGGAGAGCCGCAGCGCGUACGACUGGGUGCCCACCGUCACACUCCCAGAGCGCUGAAGAGACCGUUCCCCCAAUUAAAGAUGAUGAAGAAACGAAAAAAAGUCAACCCCUCAGCUGAGGGAGUCAAGCCUUAUUGCUUCACUUGUCUGGAUUAAGAGGCUGUGACUGCACACCAAUCCAGAGCAUUCUGGGGUCAGCAUGUUGGGUCUGGAUCACCCAGGGUGGAUGGCUGGAGUUCAGAGGCCAGGUGUUGACUGCUGUCAAGUGGACACUGAGAAGGAGCCGGACUGUGCUGGAUGGUGCAUUAGGUGGUGACCUGGCGCUGCCCUGCGUUAGAGAGGCCUGUAUGAGGAGUUGGGCAGCAGGUCGCAGAGAAAUGACCCAGUGGACUUGUGAAAGUGUGGAAACCGGACUGAAUCUAAUCCCAUAGGAGCGAGUCCGACGCUGGUUCCGAUGGCGUCCAAAAGAGUCUACAAAGGACUUUUCUUGUUGGGUGCAGCUAUAUAUUUACAUCAGGAAGUUCUUGGGAAAAGCGGAUGCUCUGCUUGCAAAUCCUGAUUUUUAGCUGCAUCUCGUCCUGCAAGACAUCACCGGACUAUUUGUCAUUGCUUUCAGAUAUGCAACGAUGCAAUAUCUUAUUUGAAUUGUACUCAUUUUUGAAUAAACAUUUUUUAAACCAAA
Molecule: messenger RNA, 1209 nt
Organism: Fundulus heteroclitus (mummichog)
Lineage: Eukaryota; Metazoa; Chordata; Actinopteri; Cyprinodontiformes; Fundulidae
Gene: gadd45ga
Product: growth arrest and DNA-damage-inducible, gamma a
Exons: 4
Coding region: 106-585 (159 amino acids)
Biological process (GO): regulation of cell cycle
Cellular component (GO): nucleus; cytoplasm
Source: RefSeq, a predicted model, not a curated record